AGUGGUGUUAUAAAUGUAACAAUGUGAGGAAUAUAGUUUGGAAUGGAUUUUGGAAGACGUUGGAUUUGAGCCGUUGAGAUUGUGGGGACAUUGAUUAAGGUAUAAAGGAAAGGAGAAAAUGCAACAGAGAGAGCGUCUUUGGGUACAUUAAAUUCACUAAACAUAUCACUUUCUCCUUUAUCACAUUACAUCUACUAUGAUGAGGGGUGGUGGUGGACUGGUGGUGUUACCAUUUUCAUUCUGGUUCUCUACAAAUUACAUUGCAUUUCAAGUUUUCUUCCUUCAGUUAGAUAUGGUUAGAGCUAGAGGUGACGGUUAUGCAGGUGGUUCCGCACCACGCGUUCCACCAUAUGUGUCCACUCAUAGAGCACAUGCAGCUGCUCAUGUUGAGCAACCAUUACCACAAUUAGUGAAGAGGAAAAGGAGCAAGAGAUCUCGCACUGGUAAAGGUCCCAACUCCACCGCUGCCAUAAAAAUGCUUUCAAGAGACUUGUUAGUAGAGGUGAUUACAAUUGUGGCCUCACAAUCUAUCAUCGACCUUCACUCCAUCAAAAUGUGUUGCAAAGAUUUUCUUGAUGCUGCUGAAGAUGAUUAUGUUUGGAGAAGAGUUUCUUUGGACACAUUCCCAUUAAUCCAUUGGCUUCCUAAUGACAACACAUCAUCGUUCUUGAACCGUUGCAUGGAAUGUGGAAACAUGGAGAGCUUGUACAGAGAAGGGCUGCGAAAAUAUUUUGAUUAUUCAAAUGGAAAGAUUGAUGGUCUUGAGAUCUUGAAGGUAGCUGCUGAAAAUGGUCACAUGGAAGCCAAAUAUGUGUGUGGUAUGAUUUCACUAUGCUCUGAAAAUGAUGAUUUGAGAAAACAAGGACUUAAGUUCAUGCGUUUUCUGAGGAAGUCCAAGUGUGUUGUAGCUUCGAGAAAUAAAGUGAAAAAAUUAUUGGGCUUUAUGUGGAAAAAUAAUGGAAUAUUGGGGCGCAAUCAAAGUCCUCUAUGUAUCUCCAAAAGCACAUGCAAAGGGUGGAGAGUAAAGAUGGAUAAAUGGACAUUAAUAGAUGAUGAUGAUGAUGAUGUUAUUAGCUCAUAUGAAUAUUGUAGAUGGGAUCAUGAGUUAGAGCAUUUUUACCGGUUGUUCAAUAUUCACUAGUAUGCUUGAAUUUUCAUCUUAGUUGUAUGGGGUUUGCUUUUGCCCUUGGGUUUUUGAAUUUUCUUGUGGUUUUAUGUUGAGAGGUUUGGUUUUUAUGGAUAUUGGUCCUAUGAUCGGUUUGUUUUCACCAUGGCAAUGCCUAUUUUU
Molecule: messenger RNA, 1288 nt
Organism: Lotus japonicus
Lineage: Eukaryota; Viridiplantae; Streptophyta; Magnoliopsida; Fabales; Fabaceae
Exons: 3
Coding region: 197-1141 (314 amino acids)
Molecular function (GO): protein binding
Source: RefSeq, a predicted model, not a curated record